This is a messenger RNA of Syngnathoides biaculeatus (alligator pipefish), 3069 nucleotides long. RefSeq names its product protocadherin beta-11-like. Gene Ontology annotation, cellular component: plasma membrane. The coding region runs from base 150 to 2615 and encodes 821 amino acids. Gene Ontology annotation, biological process: homophilic cell-cell adhesion. The record is from RefSeq and is a predicted model, not a curated record. Gene Ontology annotation, molecular function: calcium ion binding. The transcript has a single exon. Lineage: Eukaryota; Metazoa; Chordata; Actinopteri; Syngnathiformes; Syngnathidae.
GCUGUGUGAGGCAGUCCAGCUCCCUCCUCUGUCGCUGCCAUUCGGCACCAGAGAGUUGAGCUCAAAUAACGCCGAUCUAAUCGCGCCUAGUUUGCUUCUGUCUGAUUUUUUUCGUUUCCUUCGUUUUAUUAGACUAUUUUUAAGUUCUUAUGGAGUCUAAAAAAAACAUUUCAAUCCGAGGAGGAUUGCGACGGCGACGUGCGGCCUGCCUCUUUGUCUUUGGGUGCUUUUUUCUGAAUGCGACCGAGGCCCAUAUCCGCUACUCAAUCCCCGAGGAGAUGAAAAAAGGCUCGCUGGUGGGAAACGUGGCCCAAGAUCUCGGUUUGGAUCUGAAAAGACUCCGUUCUGGGCGGGCCCGCAUCGUCACCGGGGAGAACGUCCAGUACGCCGAGCUGAGGGCGGACAAAGGGCUCCUGGUUGUCCGUGAGAGGAUCGACCGAGAACGGCUGUGUGGAGACGUGACGCCGUGCAGCUUCACCUUCGAGAUUUUGUUGGAAAACCCCAUGGAAUUGCACCCCGUCACCAUCGAGGUGGUGGACGUCAACGACAACGCUCCCACUUUUAAAAAUAAUCAUUUGCGGUUUGAAAUCAGUGAAUUGGCUGCACUUGGCUCCCGUUUUGUUUUGGAGAGUGCGUAUGAUGCUGAUGUGGGAACAAAUGGCGUGCAGAGUUACAUUUUGACACCGAGUGAUAAUUUUGUGUUAAAGCAACACGUCAGUCCCGGAGGCAGAAAAUAUGCGGAAAUGGUCCUGCAGAAAGCUUUAGACAGGGAAGAACAGCCGCGACUUGCUUUAAAAUUAGUGGCUGUGGACGGUGGAAGUCCACAAAAGUCAGGUACAGUAAAUAUAGAUAUUGACAUUCAGGAUAUAAAUGACAAUGUUCCUGCCUUUAAUCAAACGUUGUAUAAAGCUAAGGUGAUAGAAAAUGCAGCAAAAGGUACUCCUGUUCUGAUUGUGAAUGCAACUGAUGCAGAUAGCGGAUCAAAUGGUCAGGUAACAUAUUCUUUUUCAAAGUUAAAUGCAGAGAUAGCAGAUAUUUUUGACAUAGACGAGAAGACAGGAUGCAUAUCUGUUGUGAACCAAAUCGAUUAUGAAAAAGACAAAACAAUCGAGUUCAUGGUUGAAGCCAAAGAUCAAGGUGCAUUAACAGACUCCAGCAAGGUGGAAAUUGAAGUCGUGGAUCUGAAUGACAAUGCCCCCGUCCUCAAUGUGAUGUCCUUCACGAGUCCAGUUUCAGAAGACUCCCCAGCCGGUACCACAAUUGGCAUCAUUAAUGUAAAGGACCAGGAUUCGGGCGACAACGGUCACGUGACCUGCACAAUUGAAGGCCGCGUUCCAUUUCGGAUGAAGUCCAGCUUGAGAAAUUAUUUCACCUUAAUGACUGAUGCCGAUUUCGAUCGUGAAAGUGUGUCCGAAUACAACAUCACAGUUGUUGCGUCUGACGCCGGCUCGCCCCCCCUCUCCACCAAGAGAACUUUUCAUUUGAAAGUUUCGGACAUCAACGACAAUGCACCUGCGUUUCCAGUCAGCUUUUAUCAAGCCACCCUCGCCGAAAACAACUCGCCUGGUGCUUCUGUGCUGAGAGUGAGUGCCAAAGACCCGGACGAAAACCAGAACGCUCGUGUCUCCUACAUGUUGGAGCCGGGCGAGAUCGGGGGAACUCCCGUUGCAGAAUUUGUGUCCGUCAACGCCCAAAGUGGAAUUAUCAGCGCCGUGCGCUCCUUGGACUACGAGCAAAUCAAGCGUCUGGACUUUGUGGUGCGAGCGCAGGACGGAGGCUCCCCUCCUCUCUUCAGCAACGUGAGCGUGGGCGUCCUGAUCCGGGACCAGAACGACAACGCCCCUCAGGUCCUGUACCCGGUCCAGACGGGCGGCUCGGGGCCGCACGCCGAAAUGGUGCCUCGUUCGGCGGACGCGGGCUACCUGGUGACGAAAGUGGUGGCGGUGGACGUGGACUCUGGCCAGAACGCCUGGCUCUCCUACAAAGUGCAGCAGAAAUCUUCCCCCGACAGGGGGGCGCUGUUUGAAGUGGGCCUCCACAAUGGAGAAAUGCGAACCGUCCGCCAAGUGACCGAUAAAGAUGCCGUCAAACAAAGACUGACCGUCGUAGUGGAGGACAACGGGCAGCCCUCUCGUUCGGCUACGGUGGUGGUUAACGUGGCGCUGGCGGACGGCUUCCCCCAAGUGCUGAGGUCGGAGUUCGCCGACGAGGACGAGCGGGAGGCCGACGAGCGGCUGACUUUUUACCUGGUCUUGGCUUUGGCUGUGGUCUCCUUCCUCUUCGUGGUCUGCUUGCUGCUCAUCAUAUCGGUCAGAGUGUACAGGUGGAGACAGUCUCGGGACCUGUACGGCUCCAACCUCCCCGUCAUUCCGUAUUAUCCGCCGCGUUACUCCGACACUUUGGGGACGGCGGGGACUCUCCCGCACGUCUACAAUUACGAGGCCUGCGCCACCGCAAAAAGUCACGUGAAGAACACGCAAGCCGUGAGUCAAAGUUUAGUCAGUGUGGACGGAGCGGACGCUGACGGGCCGCACGGCGGCGAGCAAAUGUCGGGAAACUUCUCUCAGAUGUCGACUUUGGUGAGUCGAAUCUUUCACAGUUUCCUUUCCAUUUAACGGUUUUCACUGCUUUUUGUGGUUUUAUAAGUUAUUUUGCUUUGUUGCUGAAUGGUUAAUGUUUUAAUGUUCUACAAAUACUUCCUUGUCGUAAAAUUGUUUCUCAGUGCUCAAUUGACUUCACAGUUUGCAAAUAUGCUUACUUGCAAGCAAGCCUUGUCAUCAGCUUUUUUUCUCACCAGCCAGUUUUCGAUUUACAACCCCAAUUUCAAUGAACUUGGAACAUUGUGGUCAUCAUAUGUAAAAACAGUAUCCAAUCAUCUGCAAAUCGUCCACCUAUACGUCCUAUUAUUAACCCCAAAAAUGUCACCUGAUCUUUUGAACCGGCGCCAUUUUGUGGGUCAAACUUUCCAUUCUGCUUGACGAUGGUUUUCUUAGUUUAACUUGAAUUACUGAUGGUUUUUUCACUGCAUUGACAAAAUUAUCGAAAUAUAAUAAAGAAAACUGAAGCACA